Messenger RNA from Dibothriocephalus latus, 588 nucleotides. The record is from the annotation of a GenBank genome assembly. NCBI's taxonomy places the organism in Eukaryota, Metazoa, Platyhelminthes, Cestoda, Diphyllobothriidea, Diphyllobothriidae.
AAAGGUGAAAGGCCUGCGGCAGGUCAACGACUUCCCAGAAAGGUUCCACCUGCUUCUGACCGGCCGAAACCUGUUCUCCAAAAGACGCAGUCGACGGAAGACAAGCGUUUAGUGGAGAGGAGUGCUAUAGCAAAACGGCAACCAGCAGCUGUUUUUGAUGAGAACGAUAUGGACGUUGAUACUGCCUUUGAUGACCCCAUGCUGGGCAUAGAGUUGCCGGGAUUGGACAGGAAACGUACAAAAGCAAGUAAGGAUGGUGACGCAGAGAGAGGUCUCAAAGUUACCAGCGUAUUUGAUGAGUAUGACAUGGAAGUGGACACAGCCAUGCAGGAUUCUGCUCUUAAGAGAGCGAUAGAAAGCGACGGACUUUACGAUAAACCAUUAUUUGGCAACCGUGGUAGGUCAGCUAAACGGAAACGGCAAACUGCCAAAGGUAACCGGAAGGGACUUCCCAUUAGCACUGCUUUUGAUGAGGAUGAUAUGAGUGUUGACGACGCUAUGGACGAUCCUCAGCUCUUUGACGACGUUCAGGACGACGGACUCCUAAAAGACGGCAUGUCGGAUGAUUUUCUUCGAGCGAAGUUGUAG